UUUGACAUGACAGAUAUUGACUGUAGAUGUCGCUUUAUUGUAAUUAUCUAGGUGUUUAGGGCCGAGUUUUGGUUUUAGGUUUUUCGAAGUAAAUUUGUAAUUAAAAAUCCGCAAAAAUGGCUAAAAUGGCAUUUCAGCACCAGGCCGGAACGGCAAUGGAGUGUUUGAGCAUUCCUAUUACCUUACAUAAAGAAAUAGAUGGGGAUACUAUGAGGUGCGGGUUUAAAAUAGGAGGAGGAAUAGACCAAGAUUACCACAAAAGUCCUCAGGGAUACACAGAUAAUGGCAUUUAUGUGACAGAGGUUCAUGAGUCCAGUCCGGCGUCUAGAAGCGGUUUAAGGGUGCACGACAAGAUUUUACAAUGCAAUGGGUAUGAUUUUACAAUGGUGACGCAUAAAAAAGCUGUAAGUUAUAUAAAGAAACACCCCGUAUUAAAUCUGCUUGUUGCAAGGAAAGGUGUUACCUCCACUUAAAGUGUGUUUAUGCAUUUUAAAUAGCUUGAUAUCAUUCCACCAGUUACCAUC
Molecule: messenger RNA, 524 nt
Organism: Brassicogethes aeneus
Lineage: Eukaryota; Metazoa; Arthropoda; Insecta; Coleoptera; Nitidulidae
Source: the annotation of a GenBank genome assembly